AUGAAGGCUCCCACCCAAAAGAACAACAAAAGGGCGUCCUACAGCCCAUACCCUCCCGCCGACGACAAGCCUAUAAAACCGCCCCCUCUCCCCCGUACUCAGUCUGUCGCCUCGUCCUCGCGUGCUUCCCAGCCCCCCACCCCAUCGGCUGCUUCCGACGCGCAGUCCUACAAGGUCGCCCGCGCCAUCUCGAGCUGUACGAGAUGCAGGACAAGAAAGCAAAAAUGCGAUGGCAAGCUGCCGGCCUGUACGUCUUGCGAUCGUGCAGGGGUCGAGUGCAUUGGCUUUGAUGCGAUUAGCAAGACAAACAUCUCGAGAAACUACCUGCAUCAAUUGGAGGAGGAGGUGGCGGUAUUGCGUGCUCAGAUCAGUGCCCUGUCCUCGGUCGACCCUAUCGGGGAGAGAAAGAGGAACAUCGCGGCGAAUUCCUCCCACGCGGUGUCCAAUUAUUUUCCCGAGUUUCCGGGGGAGAAUGGGCCAAGUCGCGAUGGACGAUCCCCUCGCUCGCCAUUCGCCUCGCCUGUUCUUCCCUCAAACAACGGCCACCAACAGCGAAGAUACUCGGACUUUCCAUAUCCCUCCACGCCAAUCUCGGCUGACCCGCCUCGAUCUCCCUUUACAUCCUCGAGGCCACAUCCCACCGGUCAGCCUGCCAGCCUGCAUGCCACGUCUCUCACCCGGAUGGUCCAUGAUGCUGCUCUGAGGACUGGCCAUGCAGCAAACAGUGGGAUAACUUCGGGGUCAAAUGCUUCGGGCAGUGACAGGGGUUCUACCCACGGCGGCACAAUCGACUCGCCUAUGAGUGCUGAGCUCUAUGAUCAUCAUAUUUCGCUCGAGACCCUUCCCACACCCACAUCGGCGAUACCCAGACUGCCGCCUUCGGCCAGCGGGCCGGUAACUCUUUCAGUGUCGAGUGGGGGAAAACCGAGGCGAAAGGUUACGAUCCCGCCUCUUCCACCUCAGGGUGCCGUCGAGAAACUUGUGGCAGCCUAUGUCGACUUUGUUGGCGUGACAGGACCCAUUAUCCAUAUACCGACUCUGGGAAGGCAGUUGAGCAAUAUCAGGGGAGGUUUAGACGUGGAGGAGAGUGACAUUUUUGUUGUCAUGAUGGUUCUCGCAUUGUCUACGAUGGCAUCAUCUAGAUUCGUCGACCCUCCUGACGACUUGAGAGCCUGCUCUGAAGCAUUCCACGCCGAGGCGAUCAAACAUCUCGACGCCGUCUUUGAAGGACAAAGUUACGUCGGCCUUCAGGCUAUUCUACUCCUCGUCUGGUAUUCUCUCCUCAAUCCCGAUAAGGGCUCUAUCUGGUUUUUGAUCGGUCUCGCCACACGAACUUGCGUGGACAUGGGAUAUCACAACGAGCACAACAUCCCGGUUGACCAACUUGAUGCUUUGGAGCUGGAUAUGCGCAGGAGACUGUUCUGGUGCACCUACAAGAUGGAUAGACUAUUGUCGCAAUCGCUGGGUAGACCACCCAGUAUACCCGAUGGGUUUAUCAAUGUGCCGCUCCCAUCUGAUCUGCAUGACAUUGACAUUCACUCCGGUCAUUAUGGCCCCAUGACAGGCGAGCCAUGCUCCUACAAAGCCGUCUUCAUCCACACCACCAAGCUUCGACAACUCCAGUCAGAAGUGCUGUUCAACACUUAUGGCGUACACAGCUCCACUGGAAGACUGCCAUCGCAAGAGUGGGUGGAUGAUUGUUAUGAGAGGCUGCAGGAUUGGCUCAAAAACGCGCCGGAACCGAGGGGCGCUGUUUCGACGGAGGGAUAUGCUUUAUCCUAUCACAACUCUUGCCUCUUGUUGUUCCGACCCUCCCCUGGUUGCCCUCGACCUGGUAGAAAAGCCCUCUCCAUUGUUCUCUCCAGCUCUGGAUACAACAUCAGAAUCUACAGGAGAAUGCAACUCAACAACAGGAUCUCGUGGUUGUGGAUGACUAGCCACUUUUCAUUCAUGGCUGGGCUCUCGUUCUUGUAUGCCUUUUCCAACUUGUACAGUCUGGGAGGAGGCGAGGAUGUGCCGACUAUCGAGGAUGCGAUGAUGACCAUCGAGUCAUGUCUGGGCGUACUCGAGUUCCUUGCUCCGCGGGUCCCUUCGGCAUCUGCGUGUCAUGACACGAUGCGUACACUCUCACAAGCGAUUUUCAAGCAGCUUGGCGAGUUCAACCCGCCACCUGUAUCCAACACGUCUGGCUCCCCAGCCCAACGCACCAAUUUUAGAAGCGUACCUAUAUCAUCUUCGCGAGAAGACCCCCUCCCCAAUGAGGUCUUUCCAGCCCCUCUCCCACCUGUCACGAUGCCUUACGAGAUGUCGCUCCUCGACAACUUGUUCCGCAACCCCAUGGCGUCCCAUAACAAGGCCUCUGAUUACACGAGCAAUAAGCAGUGCGGCAAGCGGGCUCAUGUAGGAGUGGACGGCUAUUCCCAUGCGCCCGGCGGUAUGCCUCCACGAGCUUUCCACUCUGCCGAGAACGGGCACCACGCGCCGUACACGCCGACAUCUACCAACGGCGUAUCUUCUUCUAUCGGUGACCCCAAUACGUUGAUGGGUACAUUUGGGAUGGCUGCUCAUAUCAACAUGAGCCCUGUUGCCACCUCGCCAGUGUUCCCAGCCUCUGAUGGGCCGAGCUUGAACACGCUGGCCAAUACAGCUGCUGCCGCCGCCGCUUCCGCGGGCUCUCAGUCAACGGACGAGAGGAUCAGCGCGAUUAUCCAUGGCAGGCCCAACAAUGGGACUGGAAACGGCACAGCCUUUGGAGAAAAUGAUGGGGCCUUUGAUGUGUUUAGUUUCCUGAUGGAUGAAGAAGGAGGGUUGGGAAGCAAUGGGUACUCGGAAGUACCUGCUGAUUUUUCCUUAUGGGGUUGA
Messenger RNA from Cryptococcus wingfieldii CBS 7118, 2862 nucleotides. RefSeq names its product fungal specific transcription factor. The record is from RefSeq and is a predicted model, not a curated record. Gene Ontology annotation, biological process: positive regulation of transcription by RNA polymerase II; DNA-templated transcription. Gene Ontology annotation, molecular function: zinc ion binding; DNA-binding transcription factor activity, RNA polymerase II-specific; sequence-specific DNA binding. The transcript has 7 exons. Lineage: Eukaryota; Fungi; Basidiomycota; Tremellomycetes; Tremellales; Cryptococcaceae. The coding region runs from base 1 to 2862 and encodes 953 amino acids.